Molecule: messenger RNA, 1842 nt
Organism: Aspergillus puulaauensis
Lineage: Eukaryota; Fungi; Ascomycota; Eurotiomycetes; Eurotiales; Aspergillaceae
Exons: 1
Coding region: 1-1842 (613 amino acids)
Biological process (GO): transmembrane transport
Cellular component (GO): membrane
Molecular function (GO): transmembrane transporter activity
Source: RefSeq, a predicted model, not a curated record
AUGGCCGACAAGCAGCCUCAGGUUGACAUUGCCGGCGCCACAGCCGACGCACGGCCCUGCAGCCCAAUGCGCAUCGGCAUCGGCGUCUCAAAUCCUGCAGCGACCGACCGAUCGGCAUCCCGUGAAGAUGAAGUCGACAUUAGUGACUCUCCUGCGCCAACACCCGGAUUUUCGUCUAUCGCAAGUACUCCGGGCUUCGCAACUCCCGUCACGGGCGCCCAAACUCCCGACCCGCUGCUGGGCAAUACGAAAACACCCAUCUCGCGCAUCGCAACCUACGCCGGCAGCAUCGAGCUGAGCUCGGAUGUCGCACACCGCAAACCGUCUGCCACGCCUGCUCCUGCUCACGAUGCCACGGCCGACGAGGCGGCAUCGCCUGUCCAGAAACCGACCAAGCAGGGGAUCCCGCCGGAGCUGUCCAGUUUGACGGCGGAGCUGUUCCUGGUUGCGGUGUGUUCUGUGAGCUUGAUGCUUUUUUCGUUCUUGCUGGGCGAUAUGCUGGCCCCGCAGGAGCAGAUCAGGGAGGCCCUGGGCAUCACGAACUCGGAGCUGCCGUGGAUUGUGGGCGCCUUUAACACGGCGAAUGGUCUUUCUGUUGUGGUUUCUGGCUCGCUGGCUGACCUCGCGCCGCCAAAGGGUCUGAUGGUUGGUGCGUAUGCCUGGCUGGCGGCUUGGAACACUGUCGGUGCGUUCUCGCUCACGCACUCGAGGUAUGUCCUCUUCUUCAUCGUGAGGGCCAUGCAGGGUCUCGCGAUUGGGGUGUUGGUCUCCGGCAGUAUGAGUAUCCUGGGCCGCAUUUACAACCCUGGCAUGCGAAAGAACAGAGUCUUUUCGGCUAUUGCCGCGACUUCACCACUGGGAUACUCGCUCGGAGCCUUACAAGGUGGCGCACUGCAGGCGCAUCUUCCUUGGAUUUUUGGUACAAAUGCCAUUCUUUGCGCCCUCUGCGGCCUCAUCGCCUUCUUCAGCAUCCCAUCGCUCCGCCCCGCCGCAGACCAAGCCGGCGCUGAACCCCCAUCGCUGCGCGACUUCGACUACAUCGGCGCCGGCUGCGCUGCUGGCGGCUGUGUCUGCCUCCUCUUUGGCCUCACCCAGGGCCCCGUCGCCUCCUGGUCCCCAUACACCUACGUCCUCAUCAUCAUCGGCUUCCUCCUCCUCUUCGCCUUCUUCUUCUGGGAACGUAAAGCCGCCCGCCCACUCAUCCCUAACCGCCUCUGGCGCACCCCAGGCUUCACGGCUCUAAUGGUCGCCUACUUCCUAGGCUUCGGCUCCUUCUUCGGCGCGUGGCAGUUCUACGUCCUCCAGUUCUGGCUGCGUAUCCAGGGAGUUGCGCCCAUUACCGCUGCUAUCUAUUUCAUCCCCAACGCCCUCGUCGGGAUCUUCGCCGCCUGGCUCGUCUCCCGUACGGUCCAUAUCUUCCCGGGCCACUAUAUCUACACGGCUGCCAUGUUCGCCUUCACACUAGGCCCCGUCUUCUUCCUUCCCCAAACUCCCAACACAACAUACUGGGCUCUCUCCUUCCCCGGCGUUGUGCUGGUAACAUUCGGCCCGGACCUUGCCUUCGCGGCCGCAUCGAUCUUCAUCACGAGUAACGUGUCCCGGAGCUACCAGGGCAGUGCGGCCAGUUUACUCGUGACGAACCAGAACCUGUCGAGUGCGAUCAUGACCAGUGUGGCUGAUGCGAUUGGCACGAAGAUCGACCGCGAUCCGUCUGGGAGUAUUGGGCUCACGGGGCUCAGGGAUAUCUGGUGGUUUGCGUUUGCGGUGCAGCUGCUCGCGGCAUUUGUGGUUGUGGUUUGGGUGAGGAUUCCCAAGGAGGUUGAGAAGGAGCAUGUUUCUUGA